UGGUCAAAGAAUUCCAAGGGAAAUUAAAAUUAGAACCUUUGACAAUAAAAGAAUCAAACGAAAAUGACGUUUUGUCUCCAACAUUAGUGCCAGAGAAAUUAUCCAUACAAACCGAGGAAAAUGAAGAGGAGAGAACUGCAAUUCCAUUACAUUAA
Molecule: messenger RNA, 155 nt
Organism: Acaulospora morrowiae
Lineage: Eukaryota; Fungi; Glomeromycota; Glomeromycetes; Diversisporales; Acaulosporaceae
Source: the annotation of a GenBank genome assembly